AUGGAGUUUGAGCGACUGAACUUGGAGAGGGCUCCGGAGUCACAGGAGGAAGAUGAGAGAAAUGAAGGCAGAAACUGUGCGGCUUGUAGUAACUGCAACAACAUCCAUGACACGGUUUCUAAAUGGAUGCUUCCAGAAGAGGGCAGGGCGACCUACCUUGAAAGAGCCAACUGCAUCCCACCACCUCUCUUCAUCGUUGCCAUCAGUGUAGCUGAGCUGGCUGUGUUCAUUUAUUAUGCUGCUUUAAAACCCCAGAAACAGUGGAUCACUCUAGACAACCAAAUCUGGGAAAGCCCUCUUAUUUACAGGUCUGACAAAAGGCAGGAAGCCUGGAGAUUCUUGUCUUACAUGCUUGUGCAUGCUGGCAUUGAACAUAUCUUAGGAAACCUUUUCCUGCAGCUUCUUUUGGGGAUUCCCCUAGAAAUGGUUCACAAAGGCCAUAGAGUUGGAUUGGUUUAUAUUUCAGGAGUGAUUGGAGGUUCCUUGGCCAGCUCAAUCUGUGAUCCCCGCCAGGGUCUGGUAGGAGCAUCAGGAGGAGUCUAUGCUCUUAUUGGAGGAUACUUCAUGAAUGUUAUAGUGAACUUCCAAGAAAUGAUUCUGUUGUUUGGAGUUGCCAGAUUACUAUUCAUCUUCCUAAUAGUUGGGACAGAUGAAGGAUUUGCUUUGUACAGGAGAUUUUUUCCUCCUGUGGACGGGCCUGAGAUAUUCCUCCUUCCUUCAGUGUCUGAAUGCCGCAGCUCUUCUCGCUGGUAUAUUUGGGACUGUUCCCAGGUGUUUUGCCUGCAGCCUUCUCAUUCUUUUUCCUCUUUGGCGCAUUAAGCAGGGUCAGAAUUAAGCAAGGUCUGUGCUGGGCCACUUCAGGGACUUCUUUGGCAGAUCUGUAAGGGGCUGCAACUAACAUGGGAAGGAAAGCUGAGGGACGCUUUGCAUGAUCCAGGUUGCAGGAGAAAGUGGGUGUAUGAGAAGACCUGAACUACCGCUCAGUGAUAAUGUGUGGGAAGAUAGAACUUAACUUCCUCAGUGAGUCUAUGGGUGAGCAUCUGUAGUCUAUGCAGCCCCACACAGGGAAGAUGCAUUCAAACUUGCCUCAUUUGCCCUUGUAAUGUGUAUACGUUUU
Messenger RNA from Rhineura floridana, 1117 nucleotides. Its product is annotated as rhomboid-related protein 2-like. The record is from RefSeq and is a predicted model, not a curated record. Lineage: Eukaryota; Metazoa; Chordata; Lepidosauria; Squamata; Rhineuridae. The transcript has a single exon. The coding region runs from base 1 to 819 and encodes 272 amino acids. Gene Ontology annotation, molecular function: serine-type endopeptidase activity. Gene Ontology annotation, cellular component: membrane.